Penicillium alfredii is the source of this 603-nucleotide messenger RNA. RefSeq lists its product as uncharacterized. Gene Ontology annotation, cellular component: nucleus. Lineage: Eukaryota; Fungi; Ascomycota; Eurotiomycetes; Eurotiales; Aspergillaceae. Gene Ontology annotation, molecular function: hydrolase activity, acting on ester bonds; zinc ion binding. Bases 1 to 603 code for a protein of 200 amino acids. The record is from RefSeq and is a predicted model, not a curated record. The transcript is spliced from 2 exons.
AUGUCAGUCACCAAACAUCCGCGACGUCCUCCACCCCUGACCGAGCUGGCCGCCGUGAUUGAACGGCCUCUGCGGUCGAACUUUGCCACGGCCACGGCCAGCGUGGUGCAAUGUCCUGAUCUUCGACAACCACCCUUCCAUCUCGCAGCCUCUGGAUUGUCGGGCAAUCCAUGUGUCGCAGACAUUGGUGGCCAGCAGAAUCUAUUUCCUACACUGAAUCUCAAUGCAAAGUACCUGCUCUCGUCCCUGGCAGGGGACAUGCAAAUAGGGGUCAACAACAACAAUAACAACAACACACCCGAUUUCAACAACACAGACUCGUUGAAAGUGACAAACGGCACACGAGUCAUCCAAAUAAACCCCAAAACCCAAUCCCCAACCUGCGACCCCACCCCCAGCACAAACAGCGCCUUAAUGCUGAAUCUAUACGGGUCAGAUGUUAAACCAGGCCCCGUCCUUAAGAUAACAGCGCGGGCCCGCACCGGAGAGAAAAACUUCACGAAUUGCAUCCUCGAGGGUCUGCAAGAAGUGUACGGCGAGUCUCAGCCCGUCAGUCUCGGCGGCGCGUUCCUGUUGAAGCUAGCAAGGCCAAGUUCCAUGUGA